AUGAAGCAGUUCAAUCAGCGUCAACCAGAUAAAGGCGGCAUCAAAGGCAGCGCGACAGCUACUAUAUCUCUCCCAAUCGCAAACCCUCCUGCAGAAGACACCAACAAACCUUCUCAAGGAGCAAAUUCUCAGCCGCAAACGAACGGUGACGUCCAUAAAGGUAGCGUAAGCUACUCUCCUACACUCUUCAUCUCACGCAAGCCCUCAUCUAACACCAAUCUCACAGACACAAUCCCAAACAUAACUCCCUCCACCACAAACCCCUACCUCGCCGCCCGCGAAGGCCUCGAUCGAGACGGCUUCGUCGUCCUCCCCGCAUCCCUCUUCCCCUCCUUCGAUCUCACAGCCCUCCGUGAAGCCGCAUCACGCAUCACCACCGCCGCCCGAACCGGCACAUGGCCCUACAUCCGCACUCUCCCCAAGCAAUUCCCACCGUGGCCACAAGACCCCAGUGCCGGUAUAUGGGGCGUCCAACACCUACUGCACCCCUCCAAUCCCGACCACCUAAUCUUCGCGCGCUCCUACUUCGACGCCGAACUGCUCAAAUACGUCGGCGCGCUGAUUGGCUGCGAGCAAGAUGAUUUGACCAUGGAGUUGUAUAAUAUGCUUGUGAGACCGGAUCACAAGUUUGAGUUGCGCUGGCAUAGAGACGAUAUACCUGCUACUGCGUCUGCGGAAGAGGAGUUGGAGCGGUUGAACAAGCCUGGCUGGCAUGCGCAGUGGAAUCUCGCUCUCUUCGACGACGCAUCGCUCAUUGUUGUUCCGGGGAGCCAUAGGCGCGCACGCACAACCACUGAACGCGAUGCACAUCCAUAUGAACCCACGCUACCAGACCAACUUACGGUCAAGUUGAAAGCCGGAAAGAAUGACGCUGCAUGGAAGUUUCGGGACGAAGGCGGCGGGCGAGCAUAG
This is a messenger RNA of Parastagonospora nodorum SN15, 912 nucleotides long. RefSeq lists its product as hypothetical. The transcript has 2 exons. The coding region runs from base 1 to 912 and encodes 303 amino acids. The record is from RefSeq and is a predicted model, not a curated record. Lineage: Eukaryota; Fungi; Ascomycota; Dothideomycetes; Pleosporales; Phaeosphaeriaceae.